This is a messenger RNA of Trachemys scripta elegans, 3995 nucleotides long. RefSeq names its product SEL1L family member 3 (gene SEL1L3). The record is from RefSeq and is a predicted model, not a curated record. NCBI's taxonomy places the organism in Eukaryota, Metazoa, Chordata, Testudines, Emydidae. The coding region runs from base 298 to 2946 and encodes 882 amino acids. The transcript has 20 exons. Gene Ontology annotation, molecular function: protein binding.
AGUUUUGUGCCAUCGUUUGGAAGGGAGACACUCCUGACGACACCUGUUCUCCCACAGUCUGACCAAAGCAUAGCUUCUGAAGAUUUUAUUCAUUUAAACAUUUUAGAAAAAAGAGUUCUUAACGAUUCUGAGGUAUCAGUUCAGUAUUUAUGUUCUAAGCCUUGCACUGUCACUUUGGAAGCAGUAGCUUCAUCGGAGUUCAGAACUGGUGUGUUAGUGUAUAAGAAGAGGUGGAAGAAUGAGAAGCAUCUUCAUAUAAGUAGAACUCAAACAGUGCAUUUGAAAUUUCCAAACAUCAUGGUUUACAGAGAUGAUUAUUUCAUCAGACGCUCUAUAAUAGUGCCUACUGUGAUACUAUAUGCAUGGAUCAAUCACAAACCUGUUGGGAGCUAUGAUGCCAAGCGGGAUGAAAGCUACCUACAGGCAGUUGCCAAGAAUUAUACUUUGUUGGAAACAGUUCCACCUUGUGAGCGUCCAUACAAAGAUCACAAAGUGUGUUUUAAGUGGAGCUCUGAGCAUAUGUGGAGGCUCCAGGCAAACAGGAUACCUCAGUGCCCGCAUGAGACUGAUGCUGUUGAGAUCCUCAGUUUUCCAUAUGCAUCAAGUGGAGAGAAGACAGGAAUUGUGAAGAAGUUCAAGAGAUUUCACAACAGAGAGCUCGAGACAAUCAGGCAGCAUCAGAUCGAUUACCCAAAGUUCACUAUUUCAGUUUGGCUUUAUUUACUCCAUCACUGCGAAAAGAAUCUGUGUGGAAUAUUCUACUUUAUUGACCCAGGAGAAAUGUAUAGUACCCCUGCUGUAUUUCUAAAUGAAGAAGGUUAUGUUCAUAUACAGAUGCGCCUUGUCAAAGGAGAAGACCUCGCAGUGAAAACUAGCUUCAGCCUUCCUUUGAAACAGUGGUUUCGACUAGAUCUCUCUUUUAAUGGAGGACAGAUAGAAAUAACCAUUGUUGGGAAGAAUCUGAAAAGGCACCGGCAUCAAUCUUUUAAUUUUAGGGAAGAUUUCUAUUAUGACGACAUGGCUGGAUACUUUGUUCUUGGAGGCAGUGGGUACGCACCUAGCAUUGAAGGGUUCUUUGGACCUGUGAAAUACUACCGUCUUAAUGUUCUGGAAACAAAACAGAUUUCUAAUCGUCUUUAUAACAAAGAAAUUAUGGAACAGAUUGAACUCUACUAUGAGAGAUGUGCAGACAUCCAAGAAAUAGUAUCUGGGUAUGGACACCUUGUAAAGCAAGGCCAAACAGUGCAAAAAGAUUGUAUCCGUGAAAACUAUUAUUCAGAGCUGAACUACAAAUAUGGGGCCAAGACCAAGUGUGAUACCUUUAUCUGGGGCAAAGAGCUAAGGAAGAAAUACCACAGCUUGUUCAGUCUGCUGCGAGAGAUGGAUUUCAGUCCAUCUGAUGUGUCAGAAGACCAAAACAAUACAGUUUUAGAAGUUGGCCGGAGGAUAUUUGAGAAGGUUGCAAAAAAUCUUUCCAGGGCUGAUGGUCUACACUACAUGAGCUCCUCAAUCCCUUUUCUGAUGGAUUCCAGCUGCUGUGGAUACCACAAAGCUUCCUUUUUCCUUGCAGUUAUUUUUGAAACGGGACUAGCUGUGCCCAUAGACCCUUUGCAGGGGCUGCUAUACAGUUUGGUUGGUGCUCAGAGGAGUGAGAGACUUGCUGUGAUGAAUCUUGGGUAUAAACAUUACCAAGGCAUUAACAAUUAUCCACUAGACUUGGAGUUAUCAUAUGCUUAUUACAACGAUAUUGCACUAAAGACAUCUCUUGAUCAACAUUCUACAAAAGGAGAUCAGGCAUUUGUAGAAACUAUAAGGCUAAGGGAUGAUGAAUUAUUAAAAGCCCAAACUAAAGAAAAUGGGGAUGUCUUUAUGUGGUUAAAAUAUGAAGCAACAAGAGGAAAUGCAGCCGCACAGCAACGAUUGGCACAGAUGCUCUUCUGGGGCCAGCAAGGGGUGGCAAAAAAUCCGGAAGCAGCAAUAGAGUGGUACUCAAAGGGUGCACUAGAAACUGAAGAUCCAAUAUUAAUAUAUGAUUAUGCCAUCAUUUUAUUCAAGGGUCAUGGUGUGAAAAAGAACACAAGACUUGCUUUAGAACUGAUGAAAAAAGCAGCAUCCAAGGGAUUACAUCAGGCAAUGAAUGGUUUGGGAUGGUAUUACCAUAAUUUUAAAAGAGACUACAUAAAAGCAGCAAAAUACUGGUUGAAAGCUGAAGAAAUGGGCAAUCCAGAUGCAUCCUAUAACCUGGGUGCUCUGCAUUUAGAUGGGAUUUACCCAGGAGUGCCUGGCAGAAAUCGAACACUAGCUGCUGAGUACUUCUAUAAAGCUGCCCAAGGUGGACACGUAGAAGGAACCAUACGAUGUUCUCUGUAUUACAUCACAGGAAACAUGGAAAACUUUGCUAGAGAUCCAGAAAAAGCUGUAAUCUGGGCAAAACAUAUUGCAGAAAAAAAUGGCUACUUGGGACGUGUAAUCAGAAAAGCUCUCGAUGCCUAUUUGGAAUUAUCCUGCUGCUAUGUGAUCAUCCAACAGCAGAUGGGAAUCCAACACAACCCCCAAAGUACGCAAACACAGUCACAAAUGAAGUACAAAACAAAAUAUUCAACACCACUUUUUAUUUUUGUUUAUAGGUGCUGGAGUCAUAGCAAUCAAGAAUUAAUUAAUCCAUGCUCAUUAGCUUUGCUUUAUUUUUACUUAAGAGUUUUCUGGAAUAACAUUUUGCAUUCUACUCUGAUCUACUUCAUGGGAACCUUUCUUGUGUCAAUAUUGGUUGCAUUUGCAGUACAAUAUUUUCAGUCUCUGUCUGCCAAUGAUUCUCAGGCACCAAGGCCAGAACAAUCUCCAGAUGUACAUUCUUCCACUGAAAACACCAGUGACACUAGAUCAACAGAACAAGAGGAAUCUACUCUUACAAACAAUUUAGCUCAGCAUCCCCAUCUGAUCAGCUGAGGUGUAAUUCUCUGAAAGAUUGGAAUUCCAAAGCAAACAUUAGAAUGGCAUGGUCUUGAGUAGUUACAAAACUAAGAGUUCACAAAUGUAUAGAAUGGUAAUAACUAUGUACUCCAUGGGCUAAAUCCUGCUCUUAGUUACACCUGGGCAAUCCCAGUGACCUAAUCUAUCUAUUAUAUAAAGCAGAAAGAAAUUUUAAAAAAACCAAACCAAGAACACAUGUUGAUUAUUUCAUGAGAUUAUACGUCUGAAUGCAUUGUAUGGUCUUGUUUUUGAUGGGAAUAGAAAAAUGGGUGAAAUCCUGUCCCCACUGAAGUCAGUGGCAAAACUCCCAUUGACUUCAAUACGGCUAAGAUUUCACCCACGGUAUCUACUAUUUGACUAAACAGUCUUUGCCCACAUUUAGAUGAAAGGCUAAAUUUCCUGUAGCCCUGUUCCUGGAGGCUUGGCAGCCAGUCUUUGUUUGCUUUGAAUUUAUUGGGUAGCUGCACAAGCGCAACUGAUUAUAGGGAGCAGCUCCCUUUACCAAAAAAUACAAAAAAAAGUAGAAGUGUCACAGUAAAUCAGUGAACAGUUUCUUCUCAAAUUCUUAUAUGGGUAACAUAGGAAGGGAAUUCUCUCCAGUUUUACAGUAUAUCUUAAAUUGUCCUUGAACUAAAUUACUGAUCAGGUGUCAUUUCCAUUAAUUAAUAUGUUUAUACAGCACUAGUGCAAUGGGGUCUUUGAUUCCAUAUCUAGAGGUCCUGUAGGCUACGGUAAUACAAAUGAUGAUAAAUAAUAAAAAUGCUAGUUAGGACAGUCAGGAUAACAGGAUAUGCGGGAAGUAAUCAUACAGAGCAUAGAUCUCAUCGGUCUGAUUUUAAAGCUGCACAAAGUGAGUGGACGUAGGGAAGGAAUGACUGUAUGUGUUCAGCAGGUGUGUGUACACAUAAAAUCAUAUAGGUAAUUGUAUCCAUCUAUGCAUUAUUGUCAGUUAAAUCUAAUCUCUUUGCACUGCUUUAUUUACAAGAGUAAAUAAAAUUAUUUUUCUAUUGCUGACUGUAUGGUAA